This is a messenger RNA of Xyrauchen texanus (razorback sucker), 15957 nucleotides long. RefSeq names its product E3 ubiquitin-protein ligase MYCBP2. Gene Ontology annotation, cellular component: nucleus. The coding region runs from base 419 to 14632 and encodes 4737 amino acids. The transcript is spliced from 85 exons. The record is from RefSeq and is a predicted model, not a curated record. Lineage: Eukaryota; Metazoa; Chordata; Actinopteri; Cypriniformes; Catostomidae.
GGUAUGAACAGGAAAGGAUGAUGAAGUUAAGAUGGCAGCGCUAAUAGGGGUGCUGUCUUUACGGACUCAAGAAAAACACCAGGGACAAACGCAAAGCACGGACGUCAGCUCGCGCAUUUGAAUCUUUCCACUUUGUACAACUGGACUUGAAAGCCCGAUGCGGCUGGAUCGCUUGCAAUCGAGGGGAUAAAGGCUGAAUUUUGAUCCGGGGAAGGAAGGGACGUAUGUUUCGCAGUUGCAGCAGAGCGGCUAACCGUAAACGUCGUUGCAUCGUGAGCGCCGAAAUAAUCGGAGAUACACGGAUGUAAUUCACCGGGCGUUUUCGUGUUUUUGCACAGCGGAUAUAUGGAGUGUAGUUGAGGCUUUUAGCUCUGCUCAUUGACAAUUGAAUCUAAUAUAUGCGCUGUUCCCCCAAACGAUGAUGUGUGCUGCUGCGGCAGCGGGUGCCGGUGGCAGUGGGAUCCUGUCGUCCUCCGCAUCCCACUCCAUGGGACUGGGCGUCAGGGUUAUUCCCGGAGCUGGAAACGAUUUUGCAUCGAUCGGAUCAGGGAUGGGCUCUUGUCCCGUUGUCGGGGCUCGCUCGGAUUGUCGGAGCCGCUACCAGCUUCUUCUCUCCGGGCGAGCGCUGGCAGAGAGGUACCGGAGGAUUUACACCACCGCGAUCAACGACAAAGAGCAGGGGCUGAACCUCGGAAGGGGAAAGAAAGCUUUGAGUAAGAAGAAGCUUAAAAGGCGGCAAAAAGUCAAAUCAAAAGUGAAAACAAGAACGAAGACAGAGAGUCUGGAUGGGGCCUUCCUUGUGCCUGACAUCAAACUCCACAGCAACCCCUCUGCAUUCAAUGUCUACUGUAAUGUACGGCAUUGCGUGUUAGACUGGCAGCAGAAGGAGGCUGCAUUGGCCCUGGCCUCCCACAACUCUGUGCAGAGCGGAGACUCAGACAGCGAGGAAGAGGAGGAGUACCGCGAACCAGCCAUCAAACUGCCCAAGAUCAUUGGUAUUGGACUGUGUGGAGUAUUUGAGCUCAUCAAAGAGACACGUUUCUCACACCCGUCACUGUGCCUACGGAGCCUUCAGGCCCUGCUGGACAUGCUACAGGGGCAACAGCCUGAGAGCUUUCAAACCGAACCUCCAGAUGUGCUUGAGUCUCUCUUCCACCUUCUGCUGGAGACGACGGUGCGGAGCACAGGGAUGAAUGACCCCAACGGUCAGACCCUCACAGCAUUAUCCUGUGCCUGUCUCUUCAGCCUGGUGGUGGCCUGGGGAGACACUGGUAAAACCCUCCAGGCUGUAUCUGCAAUCCUCACCAACAAUGGCAGCCAUGCAUGCCAGACCAUCCAGGUUCCGACAAUCCUGAACGCUCUCCAGAGGAGUGUACAGGCAGUGCUGGUGGGAAAGAUCCAGAUCCAGGACUGGUUCGGGAAUGGCAUCAAGCGAGCCGCACUCAUGAACAAAUGGGUCCUGAAGGACGUGAACAUCGAUGAAGAUGAACACUGUCUUCUUCAAACCGAUGGAUCAUUCCUCUACCUGCUCUGCAAAGAUGGCCUUUAUAAAGUGGGCUCAGGGUACAGCGGGACCGUCAGGGGCCAUGUAUACAACUCCACAUCACGUAUCAGGAACCGUAAGGAGAAAAGGCCAUGGCUGGGAUUCGCUCAGGGUUGUUUGCUGUAUCGAGACAUGAACAGAGACAGCUUGGUGGCCGUAAAAAUCAACCCAGAGACCCUGGAGCAGGAGGGCACCAUCACAAUGCCUGGUCUUCAAGCAGAUGGGCAGAACAUUGUAUUUACUGAUGGAGAUUAUAUCAACCAGAUUGCAGCCUGCAAAGAUGAUGGCUUUGUGGUGCGGAUAUACGCCACCAGCUCAGACCCGGCCCUACAGCAGGAACUGCAGCUCAAACUGGCCAGGAAGUGUCUUCAUGCCUGUGGCAUCUCCCUCUUUGACCUGGAAAAAGACCUUCAUAUCAUCAGCACUGGUUUUGAUGAGGAAGCAGCCCUGAUUGGAGCUGGCAGAGAGUUUGCUUUGAUGAGAACGGCAUCUGGGAAGAUCUACUAUACUGGAAAGUAUCAGAGCCUCGGCAUUAAGCAGGGCGGCCCAUCGGCUGGGAAGUGGGUGGAAUUGCCAGUCACUAAAUCGCCCAAGAUUGUGCAGUUUUCUGUGGGCCAUGACGGCUCCCACGCCCUGCUGGUGGCCGAGGACGGAAGUGUCUUCUUCACAGGCUCUGCCAGCAAAGGGGAGGAUGGAGAAUCAACAAAGAGCAGAAGACAACCAAAGCCCUACAAACCCAAGAAGAUGAUCAAACUGGAGACAAAGACAGCAGUAUACACGGCCUGCAACAACGGCAGUAGUAGCAUUGUCACUAAAGAAGGAGAGCUCUAUAUGUUUGGCAAGGAUGCCAUUUACAGCGACAGCACCUGUCAGGUAUCUGAUCUGAAGGGACAUAUUGUAACUCAGGUAGCCAUGGGGAAAGCUCACACCUGUGUGCUGACAAAGAGUGGUGAGGUGUGGACCUUCGGGGUAAACAACAAGGGCCAGUGCGGUCGAGAUACUGGAACUAUGAGCCAGGCAGGGAAAGCGUUUGGAGUAGAGAACAUGGCCACUGCCAUGGAUGAGGACUUGGAGGAUGAGCUGGACGAGAAGGAAGAGAAAUCCAUGAUGUGUCAGCCGGGCAUGCACAAGUGGAAGCUGGAUCAGUGUAUGGUGUGCACCGUGUGUGGAGACUGCACCGGGUACGGUGCCAGCUGUGUGAGCAGUGGUCGUCCAGACAGAGUGCCAGGAGGGAUUUGUGGCUGUGGCUCUGGUGAGUCUGGCUGUUCAUCGUGUGGCUGCUGUAAGGCUUGUGCUCGAGAGCUGGAUGGUCAAGAGGCCAGACAAAGAGGAAUUUUUGAUGCUGUAAAGGAAAUGAUACCGCUGGACCUACUCUUAGGCGUCAAUAUAGAGGAGCACAUUCAGAUUCGACAGGAGGAGAAGAGACAACGCAUCAACCGCCGACACCGCCUGGAAGAGGGCAGAGGCCCCCUUGUUUUCCCUGGUCCCCUUUUAAUGAACCAGCGUGAGCAAGUACUAGCCAGACUAAGACCCCUUCAGGCCAUUAAGCUAAUGCGGGAGAAACUGAAAGAUGGCAGCAGUGAACGAGGGGACAAGGAUGCCAGUAAGAUCACUACCUAUCCUCCAGGGGCCAUGCGCUUUGAUUGUGAGAUGCGAGCCAUGCAGGUUAGCUGUGGCUUCCACCACUCCGUGGUAUUAAUGGAGAAUGGAGAUGUUUACACCUUUGGAUAUGGACAACAUGGGCAACUCGGACAUGGAGAUGUUAAUUCUAGGGGGUCUCCCACUCUGGUUCAGGGUCUGCCUGGCCCCAGUACUCAGGUGACAGCUGGCAGUAACCACACUGCAGUGCUUCUCAUGGAUGGACAGGUCUUCACCUUUGGGAGCUUCUCUAAAGGGCAGUUAGGGCGACCAAUUCUAGACAUGCCCUACUGGAACGCCAAACCCUCUCCCAUGCCCAACAUUGGUGCCAAGUACGGCCGCAAGGCCACGUGGAUCGGAGCCAGCGGAGAUCAGACUUUCCUUAGAAUUGACGAGGCACUCAUUAACUCCCAUGUCCUGGCCACAUCUGAGAUUUUUGCCAGCAAACACAUAAUUGGUUUGGUUCCCACAUCUUUAUCCGAGCCUCCUCCCUUCAAAUGCCUCCUGAUCAACAAACUGGAUGGGAGCUGCCGCACCUUCAAUGACUCGGAGCAGGAGGAUUUGCAAGGCUUCGGCCUCUGUUUGGACCCUGUGUAUGAUGUCAUCUGGAGGUUCUUACCAUCUACACGAGAGAUGUGUUGCUAUAAUGCAGUAAUAGCAGAUGCUCGUGUACCCCCUGCCUCAGACAUCCAGGCCCUCUGCAGCAUCCUAAGUCCUGAGCUGGCUCUUCCUUCGGGCUCUCACGCCACCACCACUCGCUCCCAUGGAGCUCUGCACAUCCUGGGUUGUCUUGACACCCUGGCUGCUAUGCAGGAGCUGAAAAUGUGCGUGGCCAGCGCUGAGGAAGAGACCCAGGCUGUGAUGAAAGUCUACUCCAAAGAGGACUACAGUGUGGUCAACCGCUUUGAGAGUCAUGGAGGCGGCUGGGGUUACUCUGCACACUCUGUUGAGGCCAUACGCUUUUGCGCUGAUACUGACAUCUUAUUAGGGGGUUUGGGUCUUUUUGGUGGCCGAGGGGAGUACACUGCAAAGAUCAAGCUGUUUGAACUGGGCUCUGAUGGAGGAGACCAUGAGACAGAUGGAGAUCUAUUGGCCGAGACAGAUGUUUUGGCCUACGACUGUGCUGCUCGAGAGAAGUAUGCCAUGAUGUUUGAUGAGCCUGUGCUGCUUCAGUUGGGCUGGUGGUAUGUGGCAUGGGCUCGUGUGUCUGGACCCAGCAGUGAUUGCGGCUCUCAUGGCCAGGCAACCAUCACCACUGACGAUGGUGUGGUCUUUCAAUUCAAGAGCUCCAAGAAAUCAAACAAUGGUACUGAUGUGAAUGCUGGACAGAUUCCUCAACUACUGUACAGGUUGCCCUCUAAUGAUGGGAACACAUCCAAAGGAAAGCAGCAGAGCAGUGAGCCUGUGCACAUCCUCAAGCGAUCUUUCGCCAGGACUGUCUCUGUGGAGUGUUUUGAAUCUCUGCUGAGUAUCCUGCACUGGAGCUGGACCACGCUGGUAUUGGGUGUGGAGGAACUCAGAGGACUGAAGGGUUUCCAGUACACAGCCACCCUUCUGGACUUGGAGCGUCUACGUUUUGUGGGCACCUGCUGCCUGCGACUGUCACGUGUCUACAUCUGUGAGAUCUUCCCCAUCUCUGCCAGCACCAAAGCAGUUGUGGAGGAAUCCAGCAAGCUGGCUGAGUGUGUAGGAAAGACCCGCAGCCUCCUGAAGAAGAUCCUGUCGGAGGGGAUGGACAACUGCCUGAACAAGUUGGAUAAUGAUCCGCAGGGAUAUUUAAGUCAGCCACUCAUGCUGCUGGAGGCCGUGCUGCAAGAGUGCCACAACACCUUCACCGCCUGCUUCCACUCAUUCUACCCCACACCAGCCCUCCAGUGGGCCUGCCUCUGUGACUUACUCAACUGCCUCGACCAGGACAUUCAAGAGGCGAAUUUCCGCACAUCAAGCAGUCGUCUGCUGGCUGCAGUAAUGUCGGCGCUGUGUAACACAUCAGUCAAGCUGACCUCCAUCUUGCCCAUAGCGUAUGACGGAGAGGUGCUGCUGCGCUCCCUCGCAAAGCAGGUCAGUACGGAAAAUGACUCUGCCCUUGCUCACCGUUUCCCCCUGCUGGUGGCACACAUGGAGAAACUCAGUCAUAUGGAGGAGAAUCUGAUGGGUAUGACGACGUUCCGGGAGGUUCUGGAAAAGAUGCUUGUGAUUGUGGUUCUUCCUGUGAGGAAGAGUCUGAGGAAGGAAGUGGAGCUCUUCUCUCCUCAUCUUGUAUCCAACACAUGUGGUCUGCUGGCCAGUAUUGUCAGUGAACUAACUGCCUCUGCUCUUGGCUCUGAGGUGGAUGGGCUGAACUCCCUGCACUCUGUGAAGUCCACCCCCAACCGCUUUACUAAGACUAGCCAGGGCCGGAGCUGGAACACUGGGAACGGAUCCCCAGAUGCCAUCUGCUUCAACGUGGACAAGCCAGGGGUGGUGCUGGUGGGAUUCUGUGUGUACGGAGGAGGAGGCAUCCACGAGUAUGAGCUGGAGGUGCUCGCUGAUGAUGCACAGACAGAGCACCCUGGAGAUUCUGCCCACUGUCACAGAUGGACAUCUCUGGAGCUGGUCAAAGGCACAUACAGCACUGACGACUCUCCCAGUGACAUUGCUGAGAUCCGCCUGGACAAAGCUGUUCCCCUCAAGGAGAAUGUGAAAUAUGCAGUCCGUCUGCGUAACUAUGGCAGCCGCACAGCCAAUGGGGAUGGAGGCAUGACCACUGUACAGUGCUCUGAUGGAGUCACCUUCACAUUCAGCACCUGCAGCUUGAGCAGCAACGGCACCAACCAGACCAGAGGACAAAUCCCUCAGAUACUCUAUUACAGGAGUGAAUAUGAUGGUGACCUGCAGUCGCAGCUGUUAAGCAAAGCCAAUGAAGAGGACAAGAACUGCAGUCGAGCUCUGUCUGUGGUCAGUGUGGUGGUGCGGGCAGCCAAAGACCUUCUCCACAGAGCCUUUGCUGUGGACGUUGAAGACAUCCCAGAACUCCUGAGUUCCUCCAGUCUUUUCUCAAUGCUCCUUCCACUCAUUUUGGCAUACAUCGGUCCUGUGGCUUCCUCUGUGCCUAAGGCUGCAGUGGAGGUGUUUGGUUUGGUGCAGGAACUUCUUCCGGCUGUUUCUGCCCUUAACCAGAAAUAUGCCCCACCCGCCUUCAAUCCCAACCAGUCCACAGACAGCACCACUGGGAAUCAGCCAGAGCAGGGCCUAUCAGCUUGCACCACUUCUAGUCAUUAUGCUGUCAUAGAGAGCGAUCACCCCUACAAGCAGGCUGGUGUCACUCAGUACAAGGUUUCCUUCCCAGAUUGUGUUCGCUGGAUGACCGUUGAGUUUGACCCUCAGUGUGGCACGGCACAGUCAGAGGAUGUUCUCCGUCUACUGAUACCCAGCCGAUCUCUACACUUCUCUGGGCUUGCCUCCAAACCUCUGGCCCAUGAGACUAUAAACAGCUGGACGGAACUCAAGAAGUUCUUUAGCUCCAGUGGCUGGCCCACCGCCGUCUUGGUGCUGCCAGGUAAUGAAGCACUCUUUUCCUUGGAAACUGCAUCAGAUUAUGUGAAAGAUGAGAAGGCUUGUUUCUACGGAUUCAAAUGUGUAGCUGUUGGUUAUGAAUUUAACCCUGGUCUUGAUGAGGGUAUUAUUCAGCUGGAGAAGGAACUGGCCUAUUUGGGAAGUGUGUGUGCAGCUGCACUCAUGAAAAAGGAUCUAGCUCUACCCUUAGGAAAUGAACUGGAGGAGGAUUUGGAGAUUUUAGAAGAGGCUUCACUCCAGGUGUGUAAAUCCCACUCAGGGAUCCUGGGAAAGGGGCUGGCACUCUCUCACUCACCUACCAUCCUAGAAGCAUUGGAGGGCAACCUGCCAAUAUACCUGCAAACCAAUGAACACUCAUUUCUGGAGGACUUCAUCACCUGUGUGCAGAACUCCAGUGGUGGCCGGCUUGCCAGGUGGCUUCAACCAGACUCCUACGCAGACCCUCAAAAGACCUCACUCAUCCUGAACAAAGAUGACAUCCGCUGCAGCUGGCCCACCACUGUUGUGGUGCAGACCAAAGACCAAUAUGGUGAUGUUGUGCAUGUGCCAAACAUGAAGGUUGAAGUGAAGGCUGUUCCUGUCUCUCAGAAGAAGUCCAUCCAGCAGGAGAACAUGAAGAGACUGCAGCGUUUGCCGGGCAGCUCCUCUAACUCUCCCUCAAGCUCUGACCUGACCUUCGGUGGACAUCCAGCACCCAAACUGGAGGCAACUUAUGAGCCCAUGAUCAUCAAAGAGGCCCGUUAUAUCGCCAUCACCAUGAUGAAGGCAUAUGAAAAUUACUCUUUUGAGGAGCUACGCUUUGCUUCACCCACACCAAAGAGGCCUAGUGAGAACAUGCUCAUCCGGGCCAACACAGAUGGCACCUACAGCGCUAACUGGACCCCUGGUGCUGUUGGACUUUACACCAUUCAUGUGACCAUAGACGGCAUUGAGAUUGAUGCUGGUCUGGAGGUAGAAGUCAAAGACCCACCCAAAGGAAUGAUCCCUCCUGGCACACAGAUGAUCAAACCCAAAGCUGAACCUCAACCUAGCAAGGUGCGCAAAUUUGUGGCCAAGAACAGCGCAGGGCUGCGUGUGCGUAGUCACCCUUCUCUGCAGAGUGAACAGAUAGGCAUAGUCCAAGUAAAUGGCUCCAUCACUUUCAUUGACGAGAUCCACAAUGAUGAUGGGGUCUGGCUCAGACUGAAUGAUGACACAGUAAAGAAGUAUGUUCCCAGCAUGAAUGGCUACACUGAAGCCUGGUGCAUCUCUUUUAACCAGCAUCUGGGAAGAUGCCUCCUGGUCCCUGUCGAUGAGGACAGGUCAAGUUCAGAUGAUAAUGGGAAGGAGACCAGUGGCCGCCCUUCUCAUGAGACCAGUGUUCGUGACCUGGGUGCGGGCCAGACUGGUGGACCAGGUCUUUAUAAGGUAGUGAAGACCGGACCUUCUGGUCACAACAUCAGAAGCUGCCCAAACCUUAGAGGUAUCCCCAUUGGAAUGUUAGUUCUGGGGAACAAAGUCAAGGCGGUAGGCGAGGUGAUUAACUCAGAGGGCACGUGGGUUCAGCUGGAUAAGAACAGUGUGGUGGAGUUCUGUGAGAGCGACGAGGGGGAGGCCUGGUCUCUGGCCCGAGACAAAGGGGAAAACCAGUACCUAUGCCAUGAGGAAGAACAAGUGAUUUUGGAGCAUGGAGCGCAAACCCCUCCUCCGAGCCCGUUCUCGGUUCAGGCAUUUAACAGGGGCAGCUCAGGAGCUCAGGGCUUUGACUACGGCAUCUCCAACAACAAAGGUGACCGGCUGAGUUCCAUACUGAAUUCCAUUCAGUCUGGGCCUUUCCUCCAAACUCCUUCCAUAUUUGAGCAAGCUGCCAAACCUCCCUCUUACCUUGUCCACUGCCCAUUUGUGUUUGGACAAUCCCUUUCCCAGCAGCCUCAACCGCAUCCACAGCUUCCGAAUGCUUCACCACGCAGCCUUGCUUCACGUGAGCGUGUGCGUAAAAGCAGUGCAACAGGGCCUGGCACCAUUCUCUCAUCUCUUGUUCUCAGACAAAAGGGUGACAGGGAAAACAUGGCUAGUCGGUCCAUGUCUCCAUCCAGCAAGCACCGUCAAGAAAGCCGUUCUUCCAAAUCUGACAGUCACUCUAUCCGAACAUUUGACCAGGUGAAGAGCAAGAACAACGACAGUCUGUCUGCCAGUGAAGCCCUCAUUCUAAAAUCAGACACGGGCAAACUGCGUUCUGACUCUCACAGCCGUUCUCAUUCCCCUAACCACAACACACUACAAGCCUUGAAAGCUGAUGGCCGAACUUCAGGCAUUAGGGCCGAGUCUCCGAACCCUGGCUCUCGUUCAUCCUCACCCAAACAAAAGACCUUAACCUCAGGCAGAUCCAGUCCUUCCAGCACUAGUUCCCCACGUUCUUCUCCUCCUCAUGAUAAGAACCUGCCCUCUAAAGUUAGUCCUUCUUCUAAAGCUCACCUGGAUCCUCCUCGUGAGAGAUCCAAAUCUGACUCCUAUACGCUGGACCCUGACACACUAAGAAAGAAGAAAGUGCCUCUCAUGGAGCCUUUGAGGGGCAGGUCUACUUCACCCAAGCCAAAACUCCCACCCAAAGAGGGCAAAGGAGGAAGCAGUAAUGCAGAGAACCGAGCCCCAUCUCCCCACGUAGUUCAGGAAAACCUCCACAGUGAGGUAGUGGAAGUCUGUAGGUCCAGCGCCUUGCUAUCCAACGAUGAAGCCAAUGAAGAGAAUGCAGAGUUGCACAAUACCGAAGAGGGCUCCUCCAAGGUGCACUUCAGUAUUGGAAAAGCCCCGGUCAAGGAGGAGCUUGAGAGUCGUUCUUCACCCAAAGUCAGCCGUAAAACCUCCAGCAGACAUGUGAGACCCAAAAAGGACAAAUCAGGGCCACUCUUUAAGGGUGACAACUUGCGUCCCACUGAACCUGCCAAGCAGGCCAUGUCGCCAUCUGUUGCGGAGUGUGCUCGUGCUGUCUUUGCUGCUUUCCUGUGGCACGAAGGCAUAGUACAUGAUGCCAUGGCAUGCUCUUCCUUCCUCAAGUUCAACCCUGAGCUGACCAAAGAACAUGCGCCCAUCCGCAACUCACUCAGCUGCCAACAAGGCUUUGAUGAGAAAGAGAACAAACUGAAGAACCGCCACUCACUGGAGAUAUCCUCUGCCCUCAACAUGUUCAACAUAUCACCUCAUGGCCCAGACAUAUCCAAGAUGGGUAGCAUCAACAAGAACAAGGUUCUGUCCAUGUUGAAAGAACCUCCCUUGCCUGAGAAAUGUGAGGAUGGAAAAAGUGAGGCAGUCUCUUACGAGAUGACCAGCCAUUCCUCCAUGAGGUCCAAGUCUAUCUUGCCUCUUACCCUCCAGCACCUAGUAGCAUUCUGGGAAGACAUAUCUUUGGCUACCAUUAAAGCAGCUACACAGAACAUGAUCUUCCCCAGUCCAGGUUCCAGUGCGAUCCUUAAAAAGAAGGAGAAUGAAAAGGACAGCAAAAAGACAAAGAAAGAGAAAAAGAAGAAGGAGAAAGCUGAGGUGCGCCCUAGGGGGAACCUUUUUGGGGAGAUGGCACAGUUAGCUAUGGGAGGCCCAGAGAAGGAUACCAUAUGUGAGUUGUGUGGAGAGUCUCACCCAUACCCUGUUACAUACCACAUGAGGCAGGCCCACCCAGGCUGUGGCCGAUAUGCUGGAGGUCAGGGCUAUAACAGUAUUGGGCACUUCUGUGGAGGCUGGGCUGGUAACUGUGGAGAUGGUGGAAUUGGAGGAAGCACCUGGUACCUGGUGUGUGAUCGUUGUAGAGAGAAGUACCUGAGAGAAAAACAAACGGCUGCAAGGGAAAAGGUUAAGCAGUCAAGGAAGAAACCUCUCCAGGUGAAAACCCCGAGGGCUCUGCCCACAAUGGAGGCCCACCAGGUUAUCCGUGCCAAUGCGCUGUUCCUGCUAUCUCUGAGCAGCGCUGCUGAGCCUAGCCUGCUUUGCCAUCACCCACCCAAACCCUUCCAUACACAUUUACCCAGUCUCAAGGAGGGAGUGUCUGAGGAAAUUCCAAACAAGAUGGGCUGUCUCUAUCUGCAAACCCUAGCACGCCAGCACACUGAGAACUUUGGGGCGUACCAAGAUGACAACUUGUUUCAGGAUGAGAUGCGUUACCUGCGUUCUACAUCAGUACCCGCUCCCUACAUCUCAGUCACUCCAGAUGCCUGCCCCAAUGUUUUUGAAGAGCCUGGAAGUAAUAUGAAAUCUAUGCCCCCAAGUUUGGAGACUAGCCCAAUCACAGACAGUGACACAGCCAAGCGAACAGUAUUCCAGCGCUCAUAUUCUGUAGUGGCCUCAGAGUAUGACAAACAGCACUCAGCCUCGCCAGCACGGGUAAAGGCAGUGCCCAGACGAAGGGUACACAGCGGGGAUGCAGAAGUUGGGUCGUCUCUGCUUCGUCACCCUUCUCCUGAGUUGUCUCGACUGAUCUCUGCCCACGGGUCUCUCAGCAAGGGUGAAAGGAACUUCCAGUGGCCUGUGUUGGCAUUUGUAAUCCAACAUCAUGACCUUGAGGGCCUGGAGGUGUCCAUGAAGCAUGCACUCCGCAAAUCAGCCUGCAGGGUAUUUGCCAUGGAGGCUUUUAACUGGCUGCUGUGCAACGUGACUCAGACCACCUCCCUCCACGAUAUCCUGUGGCACUUUGUUUCGUCUCUGACCCCAUCUCCCUUUGAGAUGGAAGAAGAGGAGGAUGAGGAGCACAAAGGAAACAAGGAGAACCUUGAGCAGGAGAAGGAUUUGGGUGUCUGUGAGCACCCUCUCUCUGACAUAAUCAUCGCAGGAGAGGCGGCUCACCCAUUGCCCCACACCUUUCAUCGUCUGCUCCAGACCAUCUCUGACCUCAUGAUGUCUCUACCCAGUGGAAGCUCACUCCAGCAGAUGGCCCUUAGGUGUUGGAGCCUCAAAUUCAAACAGUCGGAUCAUCAGUUCCUGCACCAGAGUAAUGUGUUCCACCACAUCAACAACAUCCUGUCCAAAUCAGAUGAUGGGGACAGUGAGGAGAGCUUUAACAUCAGUGUACAAUCAGGAUAUGAAGCCAUCAGUCAGGAAAUGUGUGUGUUGACCUGUCUGAAAGAUCUGACUAGUGUGGUGGACAUUAAAACAUCCAGCCGACCAGCCAUGAUCGGCAGUCUGACUGACGGCUCCACUGAGACAUUCUGGGAGUCUGGAGAUGAAGAUAAGAACAAAACUAAGAGCAUCACCAUCAGCUGUGUCAAAGGCGUCAAUGCAUCCUAUGUAUCUGUCCAUGUAGACAACUCCCGUGACAUUGGAAAUAAAGUGACGUCAAUGACGUUCCUGUGUGGCAAGGCUGUGGAAGAUCUCUGCAGGAUUAAACAGAUUGAAUUGGACUCGAGGCACAUGGGCUGGUUAACCAGUGAGCUGCCAGGAGGAGACCACCAUGUGAUCAAGAUCGAGCUUAAGGGUCCUGAGAACACCCUCAGGGUACGGCAGGUGAAAGUGCUUGGCUGGAAGGAGGGUGACAGCAUUAAGAUUGCUGGGCAGAUAUCAUCCAGUGUGGCCCAGCAGAAGAACUGUGAGACUGAGACACUACGUGUGUUCCGCCUUAUUACCUCACAGGUAUUUGGAAAACUAAUUUGUGGGGAUGCAGAACCAACACCAGAACAAGAGGAGAAGAACCUGCUCUCUUCACCAGAAGGAGAAGACAAGGCUCCAUCUGAUGCAGACUUGAAGGAACACAUGGUUGGCAUUAUAUUUAGCAGGAGCAAGCUAACCAACCUUCAGAAACAGGUAUGUGCUCAUAUCGUCCAGGCUAUCCGCAUGGAGGCCACACGUGUGCGGGAGGAAUGGGAGCAUGCCAUCUCCAGCAAGGAGAAUGCAAACUCUCAGCCCAGUGACGAUGACGCCUCCUCUGAUGCAUACUGCUUUGAGCUGUUAUCAAUGGUGCUGGCCUUGAGUGGAUCUAACGUUGGCAGGCAGUAUCUUGCCCAGCAACUCACCCUGUUGCAGGACCUGUUCUCCUUGCUUCACACUGCCUCACCACGUGUCCAGAGACAGGUAACGUCAUUGCUCAGGCGCGUUCUUCCGGAGGUCACUCCCAUGCGCUUGGCCAGUGUCAUUGGGGUGAAGGCCUUGCCACCAGCAGACAUCAGUGACAUCAUUCACUCUACUGAGAAGGCUGACUGGACCAAACUGGGCAUUUUAGAUAUGUUCCUGGGCUGCAUCGGCAAGGCCCUCACAGUGCAGCUCAAAGCUAAGGGCACCACUAUAGUGGGCACAGCUGGUAUGGCUGCAGGCAAAGGAGUCACUACAGUCACCUUGCCCAUGAUCUUUAACUCAAGCUACAUACGGCGUGGAGAGAGUCACUGGUGGAUGAAGGGCUCCAUGCCGCCACAGAUCGCUGAGAUCAUCAUUAAACUAGUCAAAGACAUGGCUGCUGGGCAUCUCUCUGAUGCCUGGUCCAGGGUGACUAAAAAUGCAAUAGCUGAGACCAUCAUUGCCCUCACUAAGAUGGAAGAGGAACACCGUUCUCCAGUGCGCUGCAUUGCCACCACUCGGAUGUGGCUGGCACUGGCCUCGCUGUGUGUGCUGGAUCAAGACCACGUGGACCGAUUAUCCUCAGGGCGUUGGAUGGGCAAAGAUGGGCAGCAGAAGCAGAUGCCCAUGUGUGAUAACCAUGAUGAUGGGGAGACGGCAGCCAUAAUUCUGUGUAAUGCAUGUGGAAACCUGUGCACUGACUGUGACCGCUUCCUGCAUCUGCACCGGCGCACCCGUACCCACCAGAGACAGGUGUUUAAGGAGGAGGAGGAGGCCAUUAAGGUGGACCUACAUGAAGGCUGUGGCAGAACCAAACUCUUUUGGCUCAUGGCAUUGGCUGACUCCAAGACCAUGAAGGCCAUGGUGGAGUUCCGUGAGCACACAGGUAAACCAGCAUCCAGCAGUUCAGACGUCUGCCGCUUCUGUGGCACCAGAAAUGGCACAGAGCUGUCAGCUGUUGGAAGUGUGUGUUCAGACCAAGACUGUCAGGAGUAUGCAAAGCUGGCCUGCAGCAAGACUCAUCCAUGUGGUCAUCCGUGUGGUGGAGUCAAAAAUGAAGAGUUGUGUCUUCCCUGCCUGCAUGGCUGUGACAAAACCACAGCAUGUCUGAAACAGGACGCUGAUGAUAUGUGCAUGAUCUGCUUCACUGAAGCUCUCUCUGCUGCCCCAGCAAUCCAGAUGGACUGCAGUCACGUGUUCCAUCUCCAGUGCACACGAAGGGUUCUAGAGAACCGUUGGCUUGGGCCUAGGAUAACCUUCGGCUUUAUGUCUUGUGCUAUUUGCAAGAACAAAAUAAACCACUCUUUCCUGAAAGACUUGCUGGACCCCAUCAAAGAGCUGUAUGAGGAUGUGAGGAGAAAGGCUUUAAUGAGGCUGGAGUAUGAAGGACUACACAAGAGUGAAGCCAUCACAAUGCCUGGAGCUCGAUUCUACAAUGACCCAGCUGCUUUUGCCAUGAACAGAUAUGCUUACUAUGUGUGCUACAAGUGCAAGAAGGCAUACUUUGGGGGUGAAGCUCGCUGUGAUGCUGAAGCAGGACAAGGUGAUGAUUAUGAUCCUAGUGAGCUCAUCUGUGGAGGAUGCUCGGAUGUGUCCAGAGCACAGAUGUGCUCUAAACAUGGGACCGAUUUCCUCGAGUAUAAAUGCCGUUACUGUUGUUCCGUGGCUGUCUUCUUCUGCUUUGGGACCACACAUUUCUGCAAUGCAUGUCAUGAUGAUUUCCAGAGGAUGACCAGUAUCCCAAAAGAAGAGCUGCCUCAUUGUCCAGCCGGACCAAAAGGAAAACAACUAGAAGGAAGUGAGUGUCCCCUGCACGUGGUUCAUCCUCCCACCGGAGAGGAGUUUGCUCUGGGCUGUGGAGUGUGUAGAAAUGCCCAUACCUUCUAAACGCCAGCAUCCUGUGUUGAUCUCUCUCUCUAUAUAUAAAUAUAUAUUCACCCGAGUGUGGCGGCUGACACCGGAUGUCCGAUUCUGAUGGGGCUGUGACCAGCCAGCAUGCUCCAGGGUGUGUCCCCUCUCUUUAGACCCUGAAGAAUGAAGAAAAAAAAAGAACAGAAAAACCUUUGUGACGUGUUUGCAUGCAGCCGUUGUAACCCUGCGGCUCCCAUAAACAUUGCACACCUCCUGACCACUGAAGUGUAACAAUGAAUGGAAGAGUUUUUAACUGAAUCCAAGACUGCUUAUGGUCACCGUGAAAAAAAGACAAAACACGGGCCAUGAUUUCAGCUUCUCGAAAACAAAAUUAAGAUUAUAUUGUUGUAUGUAAACUGACUUUUUUUUUCUUAAUUCUGUACAGUAUUCCUUCUCUUUAGAGUGCAUCAUGGUUUGAUGGGAUUAAAUAUUCAGAUGAUAUAAGAGGACUUUCGAAUGUGACACUGGGAGAAAAAUAGUGUACGAUUUAUCUAAUCUUGUAUAUAAUGACAGUAACCAUUCAUAAGUGUAUUCCAAUGUUGCUGCUCUACACUUCAGUUUCGUUUGAUAUUCUGGGUUAUGUUUUGAGCCAGAACUUUUAAUGAAGUGCAAUACUGGGUGUGCCUCCUCGCAGAUGUAAACAUAUGGAAUGUAUGUCAAUAAAGCCACUGUACAUUUGUAUACAGUGAUACACACGCUGAUGUGUUUCCCCCCGGCAAGUAUAAUAUCAUUUCUGUAGUCAGAACGUUAUAGAGGGGCUUAAUAUCUGCCCUUUUGUCUCAAUGACGUGGUGUAAACCCCCUUUUCUGUUAUUUUAAAAACAAAAGGUGAGUAUGUUCUGCGUUUGUAUUGUAAGAACACGACUGAUUGGGGCCAGUUUUCACACCAAACCAAAGGAGCGUGAGGCAAAACAUAAAAUAUUAGACAUUGUGAAUAAUUAGUGGUCGUUUUGGAGGCAUAUAGGAGUGUUUGAGGUGUGACAAACCGUUGCUGUAAAAGACAAAAUACUGCAACUUAUGAAUCUGCUUUGUAUUAUUAUCUGUGGAUGGAGCUGAAUGGUAAUAAACCAGGUUCUCUGUUCAGCAAGGUACCAUUACAAAAAGAGUUGUUGUGUUUUCUUUUCUCCAUUCUAGGAACAUUUCAGCUAAAAAAUUAAAAUGAUAUUAAGGUGGUAUAGUUGUUUGAACAUAGCAACUGAAUGGAAGAGGUGUGACGUGCGAAAUGUUUGAGUUGAAUAUGACCUAUGGCACAGGAACGUAGAAAUAGAAUUGACAGAAUAGAAAUUACCAUGAUGCUUAGUG